Molecule: messenger RNA, 3586 nt
Organism: Coregonus clupeaformis (lake whitefish)
Lineage: Eukaryota; Metazoa; Chordata; Actinopteri; Salmoniformes; Salmonidae
Product: solute carrier family 49 member 4 homolog
Exons: 9
Coding region: 144-1550 (468 amino acids)
Biological process (GO): transmembrane transport
Cellular component (GO): intracellular membrane-bounded organelle; membrane
Molecular function (GO): transmembrane transporter activity
Source: RefSeq, a predicted model, not a curated record
UUUGAAUUGUAGGAGCUUGUUAUUGUUUCUAUGAGCAACUGAUAUUGAAGUUAGAUACAUUUUUUGCCAUUGUGUAAUCGAAUAUUGGACAGCGCGUGCAGAUUAAAUCACUGCUGAACAAACGCUACAUUGUAUAAAAUGCGAUGGGUGCUGCAUCGAGCACCGAGAGCGAAAGGGAACCACUUAUUUUCCCUUCUAACCCCGAGACUAGCAUUCAGCCAGUUUACAGCCGAGUCUACGGGAGAAGAUGGCUGGUUCUGACUCUGUUUUCUUUGCUGGCGUUCAUGCAAGGGAUGGUAUGGAACACUUGGGGCCCAAUUCAGAACUCUGCCAUUCACGCGUACGAUUUCGCCAAAUCUGACAUCGCCGUGCUGGUUCUGUGGGGGCCAGUGGGGUUCACCCCUUGGCUGCUAUUUAUGUGGCUGAUGGACAAGAAGGGUCUGCGGGCGUCUCUUUUACUGUCAGCCUUCUUCAUGGUGCUGGGGGCUGCGCUGCGAAGUGUCCCUGUAACAGACCUCCAACUAAGGCGAUGGUUAAUACACGGGGGUCAGCUGUUGAAUGGUUUGGCCGGGCCAACAAUAAUGAGCGCUGGACCCCUCCUCUCCACCACAUGGUUCGCUCCGGACCAGAGAGCCACGGCCACCGCUGUCGCCUCAUUGGUCAGCUAUCUGGGGGCGGCAUGCUCUUUCAUUGUCGGCCCGCUGCUUGUGCCCGCCCCUAACGAAACCACCCGUGUCAUGGUGGCUCGAGCUGUCGUCUGGACAGACACCCAGAUCAACCACAUACAAGACAGGAUCCAGCUGGUUUUGUAUGCAGAGUUUGGUAUGGUGGCGGUGCUGUUUGCUGCGGUGCUGUUCUACUUCCCCUCCCGGCCCCCCGUGCCCCCCAGUGUAGCCGCUGCCAGCCAGAGACUUCGCUACAGGAGUAGCAUCUACAGACUACUGGGUAAUUUCCGUUUUCUGAUGAUAGCGUUGGCCUACGCGGUGCCUACAGGGGUGGUGGCAGGCUGGUCAGGAGUUCUGGACAUGAUCCUCACCCCUGCCAGAGUCAGCCAGGUGGAUGCUGGCUGGAUUGGGUUCUGGUCCAUCGUGGGCGGCUGUGUGUUUGGAGUGGCAAUGGCCAGGUUUGCAGACUCUAUCCGGGGCAUGCUGAAGCUCAUCCUGGUCCUGAUGAUGGCUGGGGCUUCCCUGGCCUCUACCUGGUUCACACUCACCUGUCUAACCAGGCUCACACACCUACCCUCCACUGCAGCCACCCUGUAUACUUCCUGUAUCCUGGUGGGCAUCUUCAUCAACAGUAGUGUACCCAUCUUCUUAGAGCUCUUCAUCGAGACUGUGUACCCCGUGCCCGAGGGCAUCACCUGUGGCGUGGUCACCUUCCUCGGUAACCUGGUCACCGGCUGCCUCCUCUUCUUCCUCACCUUCUACAGCACAGAGUUGUCGUGGCUGAACUGGUGUCUGACGGGCUCCUGUGCCUUCAGCCUGGUCCUCAUCCUCUUCUUCAGGGAAUCCUACGACCGCCUCUACCUAGACGUCUUUGUUUCAGUCUGACAGACAACACACUAAGAAACUGAACCAAGAGGAAAACAGACUGGAACAGUGUUAAACACAUUGCUCAAAGAAGAGGAAGAAGAAACAAGAGAUAUAGGAAGUCCAACCUAGCGCUCUUUUUUACGUUUUAUUAAUUAUAACUAACUGUAGUUGUAAAUGUGUUUAUAUGACGGUGGUUGGUGAUGCAUUGUGAUGUAGCCAAUGAGAAGAGCUGAAGGGCCAAGGGCCUCAGAGUUAACAUUAAUGACUAACUGUCUAAGUGACUGUUUGGCCUGCUGGUCCUCAGAUGCAGCAUCGUCUUUUCUUUUUCGUAGUGUAAAGUUUAAACUACAGUUGAACCGUUGUUUUUUUUACCUGGUCAUGGCAUGAUGAGGGACUGUUGUUGUUUACAGACGUAAUGUCUAAAGAGGCACUCUGUGGCAGGUGACCUGUGAACUGGCUGUUCUCUGGUUUUAAUUAGGAAGGACAGGCCUGAUUGGCUGAGUAGCUCUAGCAGCCAAUCAGCAGGCCCCACCGUGCCCGUCUGUUCUAACAAGGGACCGCAUAGCGUUUUAGUGUCACUCAUAACUGCUGGUUAUGAAUUGCAGGGGGAUAUUGUCAAACUGAGCUGUUCCGUAAAGGACCUGGGUACCUGUCGUUUAAUAGUGACAUGUGGUCUCCCUUUUUUAACCCCCACCCUCUCUCUCAACGAAUAUUACGCAAGACUGAUAAUGACAAACCCUUCCUCCCCACCUGCAUUUAUAUAUUUUUUAAAAAUCUCCCUAUGGGAUUGAAUUGAUUGGACGCAACGCUGGUCCCUUUCAGUGUCGUGGGCUGUGAUUGGAUGAGCCCCAUUGAAUGUCUCUCUCGGCAUGCAAAGUCGGAGCUCUCAACUCUCUCUCUGUGUAUUUCGAGGCUCUGCUGUGCAGGUCUCAUGGUGUAACGACACGAUCCGUUUUCAUUAGCAGUUGAUAAUGAGGAAGUAGGAAGUAGCAGUUUCCCCAUUGUGACCUUUCAGCUCUGUUAAAGAAACUGACUACAGGAGUCAGCCAUUUUGUUUCCGAGUUGGUUAUUAUGCAGACAUUUUAGAAGUUGUUCUCAAAUGUUUUUUUUCUUCGUUUUUACAGUUUGUUAUAAUAUAUGGGAGAUUUUAAAAAAUUUGAACUAGGCAAUACAUCAUUUCUUUAAAAAUAUUCCUCAGUAGACAUGUCCGUUAUUAUUACAGAUAUUUAUUUAUUGAGGGAUCAGAACACUAACGCAGUUGAUAACAGUAACAGAAACAAAUACAUAGACGUGGCUGAUUCUGUAUGGAAAUGGAGUAAUGGAGCCACAUAACAAAACCAGGAAGCUGGUCUACAUGUAAUGCACAACGUUCACCAGCAGGGAUCGCUGUGCUGAGGACACUGCCAAAAGAGGGAGAUUUUUCUGUUAGCAGCUCUUUCCCUGGCAUGCAUGGAGUUGAAGGUGGUGAUGCUUCCCACCAUAGACAAAACAGACGCUUAGAAAACUGACGUCCAACGGGAAAGACAGGAACAACAAGGAACAAACUCAGCACAGAGUUUGCAAGGUGCGACUGGGAACUGACAACCUCUGUACAAGGGGUUGUCAGUUCCCAGUCACUCAGCUGUGCGGCAGAGAAACUGUCUGUGGGAAAAGUUUGUAUCUGUUUUUCUUUGGGGUAUAUGUAUAUGUAUGUCCUAAAAAACUUGCUUUUCCUUUACUCCUUGUUUUACAUUUUUACUCUCCGUGUAGAGAAAGGUAAUUUUUCUCAUUACCAUAGUGAUAGAACACUUUGUUUUAUCUCUAUGUUCUUUACCUUCAAUACCUUGUGACAUGUUGCCUUAAUUACCUGUGAUCUGUGCAUUAUGUCCCCACCCACACUGUGUCGAUGAGGUAGUCUGUAUGUGGAUGUGAAGUGAAACUUACGUUUCCAUUACACUGCUAAUCAUGAGUUCCUGGGUUGGGGGAAUAGAUGUGCUUAUCCUUGUACUGUGAAAACAAAAACUAACGUAUGAGAUUUUAAGCACCUUAUUAAAAAUAGAGUUUGAAAAAAUAUA